Cuscuta campestris is the source of this 1155-nucleotide messenger RNA. NCBI's taxonomy places the organism in Eukaryota, Viridiplantae, Streptophyta, Magnoliopsida, Solanales, Convolvulaceae. The record is from the annotation of a GenBank genome assembly.
CAUAUUCAUUGCAAUUGUAGCAUUUUCUUGUUUUAGACUUGGAUCUAGACUUACCCCUUCUCUGGUUGAAUUUUCUCACAUUUGAGUUAUCAUUGUUAGCAUGUUUAUGGUUUUGAAACUUAUUCAAAGUUCUACCCCUCACAUGCAUAACCUCCCCAGAAUUUUUAUCACUCUUAGAAUUUUUCAACUCUAAUUCCUUACUCUUAAGACCAUUCACAACAACAUCAAGAGAAAUAUUAUCCCUACCAUAUUUAAUUGCAGAUUUAACAUCACUGUAGGAAUCAGGAAUAGCAUUCAAAAGAGCAAUAGGGGUGUAGUCAUCAAUAUGUUUAUCACCGGUUAAUUUAAUAUCAGAAAUCAAUUUGGUGAAAACAUCUAGAUUUUCUUCUAUGUCCUUAGACAUAUCCAAUCUAAACUUGAAAAAUUUUUCAAUAGUAAGUGGUGGCUUGCCGGAGGAGGAUGGAGCUAUUCCCGGCGGCACAGCCAGAUUUGUCUCUGAGGAUCAGCCCGCCGACCGGAAAACCACCGGGAACAACCCAUGAUCACAAAACAGACCUCGGGUUCUUGCGGCCGAUUAGGGGAGUCCCCGUCUACUACUAUAAUCCCACACAUGCUUUCCCUUUUAGUUCUCAUGUUGGCAAUAAUAGCUUCCUUACGACUGAUCCUCCAGCAGAAGCUGCCGUGCCGCCGCCGUCUAGCGGCGGCCACCGCAACGGUCAUCCAGCUGCAUCGGGGCCGGGGGGAAAUCGGUCAGGGUUUCGGUGGUCAUCGAGAUUCCCAGCGAGACGGAGGACGAGAAAUCCAAGGAUGCGAUGGACGAGCAGUCUCCAUGCUCGGUUCGUUCACUCGGUUGAGCUCUUGGGUGGCCACGAAAGAGCAACACCCAAGUCAGUUCUGGAGCUAAUGGACGUCAAAGAUCUCACCUUGGCUCAUGUAAAAUCCCAUUUACAGAUGUAUCGAACGAUGAAAACUACAGAUGGGAGUAGGACAACUGGAACUACAUCAUCAGUCGGAGGUGUUUGACUAUGGGUCAUCUGGUGAUAAUACAUGUGAAGACUUGAUGCUGGACAUUCAAACAUCAAUAAAGUCUGAAUUGUCAGUUCAUCAGCAACAAAGACCAAAUGUGUGUAACAAAAAUCAAUACAAGGACGAUUU